CUAUUCGCUAUCCUCGCGGGCACGGGAGUGAUCGCAAAUCCCAAUAGGUACGUCUUUAACCCUUGAUAAGAUAUGUCCUGACAUAGUACUAUCUCUCAUAACCUGGCUCUCUCCUCCAGCGUCGUGCGUUCUCCUUGCAUUGCUAACAACUUGAAGUUUCGCCUCACAUACAGGAACGGGAACAGCAACGCCCACCAUGUCUUCGGCCCUAACAACAACCCACGGGGCGAUACCAGGGAUUUCAUCACCAGCAGCAGGUUCCUCAACAGGAACAGCAACCGCACCAUCAUGUGUCCCAUUGCAGAUGCCUCUCCCAUCAGUCUGUCAGGACCAGUCGAAGACCAUCUACAAUGCUAGUUGGGUGGGCAUCGAAAACGCCGUAGGGAACUGGAACGUGGACUUCCAAAACCCGGCAACCCCCGAGGCCUGCUGCGGUCUAUGUUACACGGCCACGCCCCGAGGCUGCGACGCGUGGGUCUUUGACGCAGACGCCUCGCCCACCCGCUGCACUAUCAUCUUGGGAUGGCACGGCGUGCGGCCGGAUCGGCAAUGCCCAAACGGCCACACCGACGGAACGCACAUCCGGGUCGGCGACGGCGGGCAGCAGAUAGCGGGACCGGGCCCUUGCGGCGGCGAGGUCAUCCUGGAGGGCGCGGCGGGCAAGCCUGGACGGCCGAGGCGGAGUCACACAGAGAGACUGGGCGGGGCGGUGUGACGGGGAUGGAAGACACUUUGCUUUUCGCUCUGCAGCCCGAGUGUUCCUUACUUGGGGGGUAUGACUACGGCGGCGUUAGACAGGCGGAUAGAUACAGGGCUUUUGUGUCGUCCAUCAUGGCCACUUUUGGUUGUGAAUUAUUGGGGGUUGGUUACGAGUGCUCUGUGUAUCGCCUCUACAGGUCGCUAUCGUAUAUCAGACCAGGUUGUUUUAGCAACUUGGACAAGUAAUCGACACCCUCUGAAGACGCUGGAGAAGAAGGAGCAGAUAUGGUGAAGUACCGGUGAGGUUGAACAGCUCAAUGCGGCUCUGGAAAACUUGCGCACUUGUGCACGUGAUUUCCCCCUGGUCUUUACAUCAAUCAACCACCGAACUUCAAUCUAGCCAUAACUAGGUAAACAAGGGAGCGAAGUUAAUCCAUCAAGCGUUAGGUACUAUCAGAGUACGAAUGAUCGUCUUGAUUGCGCAUGUUAGGGCUUGAAUGAUGCGGUCAAU
Messenger RNA from Phialemonium atrogriseum, 1210 nucleotides. RefSeq lists its product as uncharacterized. Bases 197 to 715 code for a protein of 172 amino acids. The transcript is spliced from 2 exons. Lineage: Eukaryota; Fungi; Ascomycota; Sordariomycetes; Cephalothecales; Cephalothecaceae. The record is from RefSeq and is a predicted model, not a curated record.